CCGUUAUGUUCCCAACCCCGGAGGGGUCUGUCUAUAUACUCUUCACUUCCCACUUCACCUUAUCGCUUCAGUCCCUACAAUGGCGAGACAGGGGACGCCAUCCCAUUUACUUCUCCCUCUCUUCCUUAUAAUUCUUCCCCAUUUCCAUAUCCUCCAAGCUUCCUCAAACCCAGACACCCAGCCAUUGUUGUCAUUCAAAGCCACCGCAGACGCUUCUAACAGGCUGUGGGAUUGGAACACCUCCACCGCCGGCGGCGUCUGUCGGUGGACCGGAGUUUCCUGCUUCAAGAACCGCGUUUCCCGUCUCGUCCUCGAAGGUUUCGACCUCCAUGGCUCGUUUCAACAGCUCACUUCCCUGACCCAGCUCCGAAUUCUCAGCCUCAAGAGGAACCGCUUCUCGGGUCCGCUCCCGGACCUUUCCAAUCUCCCCUUGUUGAAGCUCUUGUUCCUUUCUCGCAAUGAGCUCUCCGGCGAGUUUCCCGAGACUCUCACGUCGUUGCUCAAGCUGUACAGGCUUGAUCUGUCGCAUAACAAUUUCUCCGGCGAGAUUCCGGCCAGUGUGAAUAAUUUGACUUCCCUGCUCACUCUCAGGCUCGAGGAAAACGGGUUCUCCGGUCAGAUUCCCGGCAUUGACAUCCCUAACCUACAGGACUUCAAUGUUUCAGGAAAUAGACUGGUCGGGCAAAUACCCGCUUCUCUCUCGGGUCACCCGGAAUCCGCAUUUGCCCACAACUCCCUUUUUCUGUGUGGCUCUCCCUUGCCGAAAUGCAAGGACACCAUCCAGAAAGAUCCAGCCCGACCCGGUGAGGCAAUGGCCGGGUCGCCUUCGCCCGUGAACCCCGGGACGGCGGUAGUCGCCUCCUCCCCAAGCUCAAUGCCGGCUGCAACCGAUAUGCCCAUGAAACCUGGGAAAAGCCGCCAUAGAAGCUCAGCUAGCAAGAUCAGGAAGCUGGUGAUAAUAGUAGCCAUUAUAAUAGGUGACAUCUUACUCAUUGUAUUGGUCUCCGUCUUCGUAUACUGUUACAUUAAUACAAGAAAAAGGAGCUCACAAAUCCUUGAAGGAGAAAAAAUGGUCUACUCAUCAAGUCCAUACCAUGCUAUUUCUUCCCAGUCAGGUGGGGGGUUUGACAGAGGGAAAAUGGUGUUCUUCGACGGGGCAAAGCGGUUCGAGCUGGAGGACUUGCUCAGAGCUUCAGCAGAGAUGCUCGGGAAGGGCGGAUUCGGAACAGCAUACAAGGCGGUGCUAGAUGAUGGCAGUGUGGUGGCUGUGAAGAGAUUGAAGGAAAUGGUUUUUGGGGGAAGGAAGGAAUUUGAGCAACAUAUGGAGGUAUUGGGAAGAUUAAGGCAUACUAAUUUGGUUAACUUGAAGGCUUACUAUUUUGCCAGAGAUGAGAAGCUGCUUGUCUAUGAUUACAUGCCCAAUGGCAGCCUUUUUUGGCUUCUUCAUGGGAACAGGGGACCUGGCAGAACACCUCUAGACUGGACGACAAGGUUGAAGAUAGCAGCGGGGGCUUCACGAGGAAUAGCUUUCAUUCACAAUUCCUGCAAAACCCUCAAGCUCACUCACGGGAACAUCAAAUCUACAAACAUUCUCAUCGACAACGUUGGCAAUGCCAGAGUCUCGGAUUUCGGGCUAGCCGUCUUUGCAUCCCCACCCUCCGCUGCCCCAAGACCCAAUGGCUACCAAGCCCCUGAAGCAUUAGCAUUCGACGGUCGCAAAAUCACCCAGAAAUCUGAUGUCUAUUCCUUCGGGGUGCUCUUACUGGAGCUUCUGACUGGGAAAUGCCCAGCAGUAAACGAAGGUGCCAUCGCUGACUUGCCGAGGUGGGUGCAGUCUGUGGUGAGGGAGGAGUGGACGGCCGAGGUGUUCGACUUGGAGCUGAUGAGGUACAAGGACAUUGAGGAAGAAAUGGUCGGGUUGCUACAGAUUGCCAUGGCCUGUACUUCACCAUCCCCCGAUCAACGGCCCAAGAUAGCUUAUGUGGUGAGAAUGAUCGAUGAAUUGCGUGGGUUCGAGGUUUCCCCUUCCCAAGGUUCUGUCUCAGAUUCCCCUGCCGUCUCAGAAGAUACCAACUGUGGAGCUAGUCACUGAGGAGAACCGUUUAGUGUGAUAGAAAGAUUUUCUUGAUUAUAAUCAUUAUCAUUUAUCAGCCUUGUACAUCAGGCCUUGCUUCAUUUUCAUCUCUUCCUUUUUUUCAUUCUUCCACCUCUAAGUAGUAGGAACAAUAUUUAUAAAGAAAGUCCCACUCAAAAUUUAGUCUC
Messenger RNA from Cuscuta epithymum, 2262 nucleotides. The record is from the annotation of a GenBank genome assembly. NCBI's taxonomy places the organism in Eukaryota, Viridiplantae, Streptophyta, Magnoliopsida, Solanales, Convolvulaceae.